CCCGGCCGCCGCUGGCCGCCGAACGCGGGGAGCCGCCCGGGGGGGCCGCCGCCUCCGAGAGGUGCCGAGACAUGGGAGAACAGCCCAUCUUCACCACCAGAGCCCAUGUCUUCCAAAUUGACCCCAGCACGAAGAAGAACUGGGUCCCCGCAAGCAAGCAGGCUGUAACUGUUUCCUACUUCUAUGACAGCACGAGAAACAGCUAUCGGAUUAUCAGUGUGGAUGGAGCCAAGGUGAUCAUAAACAGCACAAUCACCCCCAACAUGACCUUCACCAAAACCUCGCAGAAAUUCGGCCAGUGGGCAGACAGCAGAGCCAACACCGUGUUUGGGUUGGGCUUUCCCUCUGAGCAGCAGCUGUCCAAGUUUGCAGAGAAAUUCCAAGAAGUGAAAGAGGCUGCCAAGCUAGCAAGAGACAGAUCUCAAGAGAAAAUUGAGACCUCAAGUAAUCAUUCACAGGAAUCUGGGCGUGAAACACCAUCUUCCACCCGAGCAUCUAGUGUGAAUGGGACAGAUGAUGAGAAGGCAUCCCACGGUGGUUCUGCUGAGGCACAGCUCAAAUCUGAGAAUGAUAAACUAAAAAUUGCUCUAGCCCAAAGUUCCUCCAAUGUAAAGAAGUGGGAGACAGAGCUGCAGACACUGAGGGAGAGCAACGCCCGCCUGACCACAGCGCUGCAGGAGUCGGCUGCCAGCAUAGAGCACUGGAAGAAGCAGUUCUCAGCCUGCAAGGAGGAGAAUGACCAGCUCAGAAGCAAGAUUGAAGAACUGGAGGAGCAGUGCAAUGAAAUAAAUAAGGAGAAGGAAAGAAACGCACAGCUGAGCAGACGUCUCCAGGAGCUGGAAACAGAGCUUCAAGACAAAGAGCUGGAACUGGAAGAGCUUCGAAAGCAGGGUGAAAUUAUACCACAGCUCAUGUCAGAAUGUGAAUCUGUAUCUCAACAAUUACAGGAUGCUGAGAAUAAGAACAAAGAUCUUGAAGAGAAAGUCAGAACACUAAGGACAGAAGUUGAAGAGAGCAAACAUAGGCAGACCAACCUUAAAACUGAAUUAAAGAAUUUUUUAGAUGUACUAGAUGGGAAGAUAGAUGAAUUACACGAUUUCCGACAAGGACUGUCUAAACUUGGAGUUGACAACUAGAUGGCAAUAGAUUUUUGUAAUCUAGGGUCUGGACGUUUGAUGUUUUGUUGACCCCAAUCCAUGUGUUUUACAAAAUAUAACUAGAAUGUUCCACGUG
This is a messenger RNA of Centrocercus urophasianus (Greater sage-grouse), 1233 nucleotides long. RefSeq names its product homer scaffold protein 2 (gene HOMER2). The transcript has 9 exons. The coding region runs from base 72 to 1136 and encodes 354 amino acids. Lineage: Eukaryota; Metazoa; Chordata; Aves; Galliformes; Phasianidae. The record is from RefSeq and is a predicted model, not a curated record. Gene Ontology annotation, biological process: regulation of store-operated calcium entry; protein phosphorylation; G protein-coupled glutamate receptor signaling pathway. Gene Ontology annotation, molecular function: ATP binding; G protein-coupled glutamate receptor binding; protein serine/threonine kinase activity. Gene Ontology annotation, cellular component: cytoplasm; dendrite; plasma membrane.